GUUUGAUGUGUCUGCUGUUUAUCCCAACCAGAAGAAGUUAAGCACCUUCACAGAGGCCCCGUACUCCAGGCAUCAUUCUGUGGAACAGUCCCAUAUAGGACCUGGGACCUAUAACUCCAAGGAUACCUGCUUCAGCAAGAAGUUUCUGGAACAGAAGUUGGGCUCAGGCUGGGCUCGGGCCCAGGAAGCCACUCGACUAACCCAGCUACCCCACUUCCAGUACCAAAGUAUCAUGAAGGAAAGACAGCAACAGGUGCACAAGCUGGGACCUGGCUCUUACAACUUCAAAGACUUCUUAACCCAAAUGCAGCAGAAACCACAGAGCAAGCGGGGGCUGCUCAGCUCUGGGGAGAUGCGCUUCCGAGGACUCAUCGGG
Molecule: messenger RNA, 376 nt
Organism: Alexandromys fortis (reed vole)
Lineage: Eukaryota; Metazoa; Chordata; Mammalia; Rodentia; Cricetidae
Product: lymphocyte expansion molecule-like
Exons: 3
Source: RefSeq, a predicted model, not a curated record